Molecule: messenger RNA, 738 nt
Organism: Anastrepha ludens (Mexican fruit fly)
Lineage: Eukaryota; Metazoa; Arthropoda; Insecta; Diptera; Tephritidae
Product: larval cuticle protein A2B-like
Exons: 2
Coding region: 56-613 (185 amino acids)
Cellular component (GO): extracellular matrix
Source: RefSeq, a predicted model, not a curated record
CAGCGACAAAGAACCCAGUCUUUAGUUACGAAAUUAUUCAACACAUAUCCGAAAUAUGGCAUUCAAGUUUGUAUUCGCACUCGCUUUCGUUGCUGUUGCCAGCGCAGGUUACGCACCGGUAUACCACGCAGCACCAGCCUCUGUUGCAUACCAUGCCGCACCUGUUGCCGUCGCUCAAAAGGUUGUGGUCAAAUCGGAGGAAUACGAUCCUCAUCCACAAUACAAAUUCUCUUAUGGCGUUGAUGACAAACUGACUGGUGAUUCCAAGAGCCAAGUGGAGGAACGUGAUGGUGACGUAGUGCGUGGUGAAUACUCGCUCAUCGAUGCUGAUGGAUACAAACGUACCGUCCAAUAUACUUCGGAUUCAGUGAACGGUUUCAAUGCUGUCGUAAAUCGUGAACCACUUGUGAAGGCUGUUGCUGUCGCUCCAGUUGCUCACUACGCCGCUCCAGUUGUUCACCAUGCCGCUCCAACUGUGCUAAAGACUGUUGCCCCAGUUGCUCACUAUGCCGCUCCUGUAGCUCACUACAGUGCCCCUGUAGCUCAUUACUCUGCUCCAGCCGCACAUUACACAUCGUAUGCCGCACCAGCCGUAUUAAAGUACCACCAUUAAAAACUGGAACCAUUAUGAAUAUUUAUCUAAAUGAAUGAACGAUUGUAUAAAAUACUUUAGACGAUGUUAUUCUUAUUUAUAUGUUACGAAUAUAUAAUAUUAUAUUUUGAAAUUAAAGAGAAAAC